Spizellomyces punctatus DAOM BR117 is the source of this 1073-nucleotide messenger RNA. RefSeq lists its product as uncharacterized. The transcript is spliced from 3 exons. NCBI's taxonomy places the organism in Eukaryota, Fungi, Chytridiomycota, Chytridiomycetes, Spizellomycetales, Spizellomycetaceae. The record is from RefSeq and is a predicted model, not a curated record. The coding region runs from base 78 to 872 and encodes 264 amino acids.
GGGGUUACUUUGGCUAUUUCGUUGACAGUCUGGCAUCCUUGUAUGCUGUCGACGGAGCACUGCAGUUGCCAUUCGCCAUGCAUUCAAAGUCGUUAUCCGUCAUGAUACCUCAUCGUGUAUUCCAACUUCGGACGUGGUUUGUCGCAGUCAUUCUUUUUGAACUGUGCAUCGACCUUGCGCGAGCAGGAGAUGUUGCAUUUUCCAUUGGACAUAUCCCUUCACCAAUAGUCAACUCAACGGCCGGAACCUCUGGAAUCGCUAACCUGCGUAUUCAAUUUGACUAUACGUACGUGCCAGCCUUGAACGGUUCAUUACCGACCAUCUCUGCAUCGUGGAAGUGCGUAUGCGAUGGCCUCGGGUCGGGUCCGUUGAAAGCGUUGCCCACUGAACAGAUGGCAGCAUCCUCAAAACAAUCAUUGAGCGGAAGUACUAGAAGUGGAUCUCUGUCCAUUCCGUUCGGUGGCGCAUCCACACUUCCACCCCGGCACCCAGGUGGAACUGACCCCACUAUUACCUGCAAGAUCGAUUUGAGGUGGACAGAACUCGUGAAUGGUGUCCCAGGUGCCAGUAACGCGGAAUCUCCACCCUUCAUUGUCUGCGUCAAUGAUGUGAUAUGUCCUCAAGAAGGGCGUCUCCGUCAGAGACCAAUCCCACUGAACCCGACGAAUGUGAGUAAGCAACAAAUGGUUGCAACAGCAACGGAGACGGGCGUUUUUCCAACGUCCACGCUUUCCCCCGCGACACCGACGAAUAUUGCACUAGCAUUUCCAUCUUCAGGUUGGAGGUCAUCACAGUUAGACAAAAUGAUUAUACUCAGGAUGGUGGCAACAUCUGUUUCGAUUGUUUCACUGUGUUCUUGGUUGAGUAUGUAAUUGGACAUUAAUGCGCUUUAUAUUUUAUGUAGUCCGCCACGGCCAGGCGCCCAGUCACGUUAUUGUAAUAUUGUACAACAUCUACUUUAUAUGAUUACCAGUUGUCAGUUUGCCCUACAUGCUAUGAGGACGUAAAUGGUUACUUUACAUACGACACGAGGAUGAAUAUAAUGAGUAGCAAACCUCUUGCUACCUCCUAGC